UCCAUCCAUCCAUCCAUCCAAAUCAAUACCCCAAAUCUAUAUAUGAAAUCCAAUAAUAUUCAGGAUUCAUUCACAAUAAUCACUGAUUACAUUCAUGGUAGAUUAAUGGAGUUUUUCAAGAUUCCAGCACCCGCCAUGUAUCUUCUUCUUCUUCUUCUUUCACUGUCCAAUCAUCGGUUGAUAUGUGCAGAGACAGAGAAAUCAGUGUACAUUGUCCACAUGGACAAGUCCCACAUGCCCAUGGUUUUCUCCACGCGCCGCCACUGGUACAACUCAUUGAUGGCCUCUCACGCGCCGCCGCAACGCAACCCCAUCUACGUCUACGACAAUGCCUUCCACGGCUUCAGUGCCCUGCUGUCGGAAAACCAGCUCCAAUCCAUGUCCGCCACGCCGGGAUUCGUCUCCGCCUAUCGAGAUACCGUCAGAAUCUCCGCUGACACCACGCGCUCCGUCGACUUCCUCUCCCUCAGCACCGCCGCCGGAAUAUGGCCGGCGUCGCAGUACGGCGAGGACGUCAUCAUCGGCGUCAUCGACACCGGAAUUUGGCCGGAGAGCCCGAGCUUCCGCGACGACAGGAUCGGAAAAGUCCCCGCCCGGUGGAAGGGGAUCUGCCAGGCCGGAGAACAAUUCAAUUCGUCGCACUGCAACCGGAAAUUGAUCGGAGCUAGGUACUUCAACCGAGGAGUUCUGGCGGCGGAUCCAAAUAUUACGAUUCCGAUGAACUCCGCCAGGGAUAUCGACGGCCACGGCACUCACGUCGCCUCCACCGCCGCCGGGAGCUUUGUCUCCGGCGUUUCGUACUUCGGCUACGCCGGAGGCGUAGCGAGAGGCGUCGCGCCGCGCGCCAGACUGGCAGUGUAUAAGGUCUUGUGGAAUGUCGGCAAUGGCGGCGUGGCUGAUCUUCUAGCCGGAAUCGACCAGGCCGUCACCGAUGGCGUCGACAUUCUUUCGAUUUCCCUGACGACAGGCCCCAGCAACAUUAACCUUUACGAGAAUCCUCUUUCGAUCGCCAGCUUCGGCGCCCGGGAGAAAGGCGUCGUCGUGUGCUUUUCCGGUGGGAAUCGGGGGCCGAGCGUUAGGACAAUCCGGGAGAAGGGAAUCCCGUGGGCGAUAAUCGUGGCCGCAUCGACCAUCGAUCGUUGGUUUGCCGGAAUCUUGACUCUCGGCAACGGAAAAUCCAUCACUGGGUGGACUCUUUAUCCAGGAAAAGUUUCGGUUCAAAAACUGCCAAUUGUCUACAACGAGACAUUAUCCGUUUGCAAUUCGAUCCUGUCGGAGCUAACCUCCGACGUAAUAAUCGUAUGCAAUCUGACCCUCAACCCGUUCAUCGACAGCAUACUAUUCAAUCUCCCGCUCUCCCGCGCCCGGGCGGCGAUCAUUGUCGGCGAAGACGCCACCGUUUUCGAAUCCACGUCGUUCCCUUUCCCGGGAACGGUAAUCACCCCAGCCGAGGGACAGGAGGUGCUCGACUAUAUAUCGAGCACCGCUGCCCCCCGGGGGAGUAUUAGUUUCAAGCAAACAAUUCUCGGUCCAAAGCCGAGGCCGGCUCCGGCCUUGGCGCAAUUCUCGUCCCGGGGCCCGGCCCGGAGCUACGAAGGGAUAUUAAAGCCCGACAUUACGGCGCCAGGGGUGCUGAUCCUCGCGGCAUUCAGCCCUGUUGUGUCCGGGCCGAGUAUCGGCAACAACACUCGACUAUUUAGUAACUACACUCUCUUGUGGGGGACUUCCAUGGCCUGUCCCCAUAUAUCGGGUGUCGCUGCCCUUUUAAAGGCGGCGCAUCCCGACUGGACCCCAUCGGCGAUCCAAUCCGCGAUAAUGACGACCGCCGAUCCUCUCAACAACGUAAAGCAACCGAUCAGGGAGACCGACGGCACGCUUGCCUCGCCGCUUGCCAUCGGAUCGGGAUUAGUUGAUCCGAACCGCGCGCUAAGUCCGGGCCUUGUUUACGACAACACGCCGCAGGACUUCGUGAACCUCGUUUGCGCAUUGAACUUCACGGCGAACCAAACCCGGACACUCAUCCGGUCGAGCUACAAUUGCUCGGCACCGUCGCCUGACCUCAACUACCCGUCGUUCGUCGCGGUUUUCCGGCCUCCCGACGAGGGGCGGACGGUGACGAGGCGAUUUGAGAGGAUUGUGACGAAUGUCGGGGACGGCGCCGCCACUUAUACAGCGAGCGUGGAGGCGCCGGGGAAUACGACAGUGAGGAUCAGUCCGGCGAGGUUAAUUUUCCGGCGGAAGUAUGAGAAGGUGAAGUAUAGUUUGAGUGUGAGAUUUGUGGCGAGUCUUGAUGAGCAACACAGGCCUGGAUCGGUGACGUGGACUGAUCAGACAGGGAAGUACAGUGUAAGAAGUCCUCUUAUGGUCUCCGCCGGCGCUGAAUUCUUUGAGUAGUUUAGGAUUCCGAUGGGGAAUUGUAAUGUAACGCCGGCUGUCUUGUCGGAAAAAGUAUCGGGCGCGGCUUAAGAAAGGGAAGAUAAAUAAGUGCCUGAUUAUGUUGUAAUUUUAACGAAGAGUAUAUAUAUAUAUAUGUGUGUAUUUGUGCUUUA
This is a messenger RNA of Andrographis paniculata, 2549 nucleotides long. Its product is annotated as subtilisin-like protease SBT3. The transcript has a single exon. Gene Ontology annotation, biological process: proteolysis. Bases 43 to 2394 code for a protein of 783 amino acids. Lineage: Eukaryota; Viridiplantae; Streptophyta; Magnoliopsida; Lamiales; Acanthaceae. The record is from RefSeq and is a predicted model, not a curated record. Gene Ontology annotation, molecular function: serine-type endopeptidase activity.